GAUAUAAUAUUGAUUAAUUUGAUAUUGCAGUAAUCGUAUUGAUUGAACCAUACUAACGUGAGUAAUAUAAUAAUAAGGAAUUUCUUACAUUUGAUAUUUUUUUAAUAAUUUUAAGAAGGAAAAGACAAAUAACCGAGUUACUAGAAUACUAUCAAACGAUAUUAUAUCAAUCCCAUCUGUAUGAUAUCAUCAGUGACGUUUCUCGCACUCUAAAAGUAUAUCACUUCAGUCACUCGUUAACUGCCGAUGUAAAACAACGUAUUUCCUUGAGAACUGGCAUUAGAACGAGACAACGAUGUCGAAUUUUUAUAUCAUCAACGUUGACUAUUUAAAAAGUUGGAACGCAAUUUUUAAAAUCAUACAAUUGGUAGUGGGUGCAAUUUGCGUGGGAAUUAUUGGCAAUGAGUUUAAUGGUGUACAUACUACAGAAUUAUACUUCCUUAUUGCAACAUCUACUUUCUUUAUUGGAACUUUUACUCUCUUCAUUAGUUAUUUGUUGUCUCCGUCUGCUGCAUCCAUUAUACCUAAAACAAUUUACGAACUUGUUUACCAUUCCAUUGCAUCCGUAUUAUUACUUUCGGGUUCAAUAGCAUUAAUGGUACACAUACAUAGGGACGAAAUUGUGGUUCAUAAUUAUAAGGCGGAAUUAGCAGCUGGUAUAUGCUGUUUGUUAAACACCGUUUUAUACAUCUGUGGCGCGAUUUUGGGCUUUGGCACUUAUGGAGACGAUUAACAAAUUAUUAAACAUUUGCGAUUUUCUAAACAGUAAAAAUGAUUAUUUGUAUGUAAUUUGUUUUUACAAACCAGACUUAUAUGUUUUAUAAAUUUUAUUUAAUUAAAUCAAUGUAAAAACGUUGUACAAAGAAUUUCGACUGUGUAACUAUAUAUAUUUGUUAUUAGCAGAUGUCGAGAAAGUUUCGAACAAUGUUUCUAUAUCUGCUAUAUCUUUCAUGAAUCACUGAUAGCGUUUAUAAACAUUUUGCUGUUAUACGAUUGUCUUUAGACAAAAAUGAAGUUGAAAUGCUCACUAUAUGUCAUUAAUUUAAUUAUCUAUUUUAAUAAAAUAGUUAUUUAUCAUACAUAUAUAUGUAUAUAUAUAUAACAAUUUGCAAAUUGAAAAUGAAAGAUUAACAUAAAAUUAUGAUAAGAAACACACGAUCUCGACAUUACCUUAAAUCUCAUCUACGUUUUGUAUUGCGUAUCUUCUGUUUGUAUCAAUGCGCCAUUCAUCCUUACAUUAUCAAUCAAUACUUUUGCAAAAUACAUUUUUAUGUAGACAUAUUUAUUUUAUAUGCAUGUAUACAUAAUAUUUAUGUUUAUUAAAUAUAAAUAAUUAAGAAAGAA
Molecule: messenger RNA, 1344 nt
Organism: Solenopsis invicta (red fire ant)
Lineage: Eukaryota; Metazoa; Arthropoda; Insecta; Hymenoptera; Formicidae
Exons: 5
Coding region: 296-733 (145 amino acids)
Cellular component (GO): membrane
Source: RefSeq, a predicted model, not a curated record